Messenger RNA from Eleginops maclovinus (Patagonian blennie), 2151 nucleotides. Its product is annotated as pyrroline-5-carboxylate reductase 1, mitochondrial-like. Lineage: Eukaryota; Metazoa; Chordata; Actinopteri; Perciformes; Eleginopidae. Gene Ontology annotation, biological process: L-proline biosynthetic process. Gene Ontology annotation, molecular function: pyrroline-5-carboxylate reductase activity. The transcript is spliced from 9 exons. The record is from RefSeq and is a predicted model, not a curated record. Bases 195 to 1160 code for a protein of 321 amino acids.
CGCUGUCCGUUGAGAAUAUUAUGUAGCGCAUUUUGGAACUGAGUGAAGAGGAAGCCACGUUGACACAAAAAGUUGUAUUUUUUGUGUUUUGUCGUCGUCACUCUACCGUCACGUCGUCGACUUACACCUGUCAACUCAGGAGUCGCCCCUGGAACAUUUAGGUAACGGUCACAGGCGCCACAUCAUCUGACAGGAUGAGUGUUGGAUUCAUUGGAGCGGGCCAGCUGGCUCACGCACUGGUGAAAGGAUUCACAGCUGCAGGUGUGAUUGCCACUAAUAGGAUUACAGCCAGCUCCCCAGACUCAGAGCUGCCUACUGUAUCGGGGCUGAGGAAAAUGGGGGUGCACCUGACAUCUAGCAACAAAGAGGCCGUCAAUAAGAGUGAUGUGCUCUUCCUGGCUGUGAAACCCCACAUCAUCCCCUUCGUACUCGAUGAGAUUGGGCCAGACAUCGAGGACCGUCAUCUCAUAGUCUCGUGUGCGGCAGGCGUCACCAUCAGCUCCAUAGAGAAGAAGCUGCUUCAGUACCGUGCCGCUCCUAAAGUCAUGAGGUGUAUGACUAACACCCCAGUGGUGGUGAGAGAGGGAGCUACAGUUUAUGCCACUGGGACUCACGCAGAGAUGGAGGACAGCAAGUUACUGGAGCAGCUGAUGUCAAGUGUGGGAUUCUGCACAGAGGUGGAGGAAGACCUCAUCGAUGCUGUCACCGGGCUCAGUGGCAGUGGACCAGCCUACGCAUUCACAGCACUGGAUGCUCUUGCAGAUGGAGGCGUGAAGAUGGGUCUGCCAAGAAGACUGGCUGUCAGACUCGGAGCUCAGGCCCUAUUGGGAGCAGCUAAGAUGCUGCUGGACUCUGAGCAGCACCCCGGCCAGCUGAAGGACAACGUGUGCUCACCAGGGGGCGCCACCAUCCACGCCCUGCACGUCAUGGAGAGCGGCGGCUUCCGCAGCCUCCUGAUCAACGCGGUGGAGGCAUCAUGCAUCAGGACACGGGAGCUGCAGUAUCUGGCAGACCAGGAGCGCAUCUCCCCAGCAGCCAUAAAGAAAACUACCCUGGACAAGGUGCUGCAGCAGCCCGGAGUCACAGUCAGCGGAGCGAGUAACGGCAGAACGGGGCUCAACCUGUUCAACAACCGCAGCCCCAUCAAGAAGAAGAACUGAGAACACAGAGGCAGGCUCACACACACGUCACAGGUUUAUACACACAUCGCCACUCUGGCAGGAGGACCGGUCACACACAUCCAAAUUAUUUUACAAAAACGCCAAAUGAUAUAUACAUACUUGAGUUACAUAAGGACUGAGGACCUGUUACACUACAAAAAGGCGCAGGUGCAUUCAGGUGUGUUGCCCACGAUUAUCGCCUGAUGUUGGGAUGCAGCGUUAAUGUCUACACAGGCACACACAUCCAAAUACACACCGAAGUGCAAAAGUGCAUUUACAAUCUGCUGUCGGUAUGUGUUUAACGGUAAUGACCCAGUGGGCCAUCAUGGGAUCCUGGUGCACAGAUGGCUGCUGGGAUACCAUCAAGCUCUUAAUGUUUAUCUUUAAUGUCCUUUUUAAAACCGAGGUGAAUCUACAAUGUCAAUCAUUCUGUUCCUUUUUUUGUUUUUUACCAACAACAGUAUUAUACUGUUAACAGAUACGGAGUGUGGACUUUUAUUUUUCCUUGUUUUAUUUUCAUUUAUAAAACUAUUGACUUCAUUGACAAAAUGACUUCCUUGCCGAGUUACAACAACCUUUUCAAGCACAUUAGGAACUUGGUGCCUUUGACCCUGGGACCCACAACAUACAUACAGGUCAUUCCAAGCUUUAAAUCUUCUCUGAUGUCAUCCUCAAAUCACUUUGUUUAUUUCCUGUUUGUUAAGGACAUUAUGGGUCUUAACCCCAGAACUGUUAUCUUGAACCUCCUGAUGUUUUAUAAUAUAUUGGCACUUUGAACAUGUUCUCUCAUAAAGGAAUGGGAUGUUGUUACGUGAAUGGUCCUAAAAGAAAUGCAUCUACAUAAAGAAUCAAGAUUAUAUGAAGAUGUAUUCAUAUAGAUUUAGUCCGUCCUAAUUUUGUAUUUUUAUCCUAAUUUUACAUGUAAUGUAUUUUUCUUUGUUUGGCACAUCUACUACAAAGCUGGUGUCAAUAUUAAAUGAGCAGAAUUGAA